This is a messenger RNA of Papilio machaon (common yellow swallowtail), 772 nucleotides long. It is a transcript of the gene H2.0, whose product is annotated as homeobox protein DBX1-B. The transcript has 3 exons. Gene Ontology annotation, biological process: regulation of DNA-templated transcription. Bases 1 to 624 code for a protein of 207 amino acids. Gene Ontology annotation, molecular function: DNA-binding transcription factor activity, RNA polymerase II-specific; sequence-specific DNA binding. NCBI's taxonomy places the organism in Eukaryota, Metazoa, Arthropoda, Insecta, Lepidoptera, Papilionidae. The record is from RefSeq and is a predicted model, not a curated record.
AUGACGUCUAUCAGUAGUGAUGUGAAUACGAGUAAACUUAAGUUCAGUGUGGACAGUAUCUUAGGUAACAAUGAGUCAAUAAGUUCUAGUGGCAGUGGGCCUGUGGCGGAAUGUGUGCGUACGCAGGAGCCGCCAUGCGCGGGCUGCGUGGCCGCUCUGUACCGCUGCUGCCGGGACGAGCCACCGCUGCUGCAGCUGCCUCUCUCCGUGCCAUACGCACACUUACACCCGGCCCUAAGGCCAACUACAGUAUACAGACUACCACUUCCGCGGGCGUCGUCGCCACAACAGACAUCUUCCCCGCGCUGCGAUGUCUCAUCGAGCGGCAAGAGGAAGCGGUCCUGGUCACGCGCCGUCUUCAGCAAUCUGCAGCGGAAAGGCCUCGAGCGACGCUUUCAGAUACAGAAGUACAUCACGAAGCCGGACAGGCGCCAGCUAGCUGCCACUUUGGGACUCACUGAUGCUCAGGUGAAAGUAUGGUUUCAAAAUCGUCGAAUGAAGUGGCGGCAUACGAAAGAGGGCCGCGCUGGCCUGGGGGGCACUCUGGGUACCAUAAAGGACCCUGAUGCUACCCUCACCGCCGAGGAUAAUGAAGACAUUGACGUUGACACUCUUAGCGACUAACAAUAUGAUUUCUACAAUAUGUUUAUAUGAUUGAUAAGUUAUUUUGCCCGCAUUUGGUGCAAUGUAACUUAAACCCUUUUUCCACGAGAGACUUUCUAUAGCAGCUGUAGUGUAGAAUAGUCCGACAAGUAUCUUGACAGUUUUAACA